Messenger RNA from Closterium sp. Naga37s-1, 2640 nucleotides. The record is from the annotation of a GenBank genome assembly. Lineage: Eukaryota; Viridiplantae; Streptophyta; Zygnematophyceae; Desmidiales; Closteriaceae.
AUGCCGUCUGCCUCCCCCACGGUGCAGGACUCCCCGCAUGGCAGCUUCAGGCAGGCGGACAUGCGCGGAGCAGGCAUGGGCUGCGGGGGAAACAUGGGGGGCAUGGGGGGAAUGGGGAUGCGCGGGCCAGGCAUGCGGGACAUGGGCAUGCGGGGGCCAGGAGCGCGGGAGGGGCCUGGCGUCGUACGCGAUACAGGAAUGAGUGAGCUCGCGCUCCGAUCCAUGGCGAUGCGGGACCCAGGCAUGCGCGACGGGGGGAUGCAUCGCGGCGGGAGAGGCCCCGCGGCGUACGGCGGCGCGUACGGCGGCGCAUAUGGCGGAGGCGCGGGGCCGCGGCGGGAAUGGGGCGCGCAAGAGCAGCGGCGGUGGGGGGCCGGUGGGGGGUACGCCUCGGGAAUACCGGCGUCGGGAGUAGCGCCGUACGAUAGUCCCCCCGAGACGACGUAUGUGGAGAUGGAGGACGAUCCGACGGCCCACGACUCCCCGCCGUCGUAUCACAGAGCUGGCGACGUGAACCCGCACAUCGCCAUGCUGAGACGGCGCCGCGCCAUGUACAGCAGCAGCAGAUCGCACUACGUGUCGGCGCUUAUCAAGCAGAAUAUUCCCUACAUAGUCAUCGCGGUUCUGCUCAUUCUUCUACUUAUUCAAAACCGGCGGCAACAGCAGCUAGCGACUGUCUCGAAUGGGGGGAAUGGCGCAGCAGGUGGGGCGGGCGCGGGAGGGGGAGCAGGGACAGGGGCUAAGUCGACAGCGGGAGAGAAAGCGGAAGCAGGGAAUGGGGGCGGGGGCCAAGCGGGGGCGGGGCAAGCGCAGUCAGGGGCAGCAGCGAAAAAUCCAGUGGACCCGCGGGUUCUGCAGCAGGAAGGGGGCGCGCAGCAGCAGCAGCAGCAGCAGCAGCCGCGAGUUGAGGCUGCAGGCACGGCAGGCGUAGCGGGCGAGGGACUGACUGCGGGGGCCACGGGAGGGGGACUGACGGCGGGGGCAGCGGGAGGGGGGCGAGCAGGGGCGUCAGGCGGAGGCAUGGCGGCCACGGCAGGGGGAACAGGCGCAGCCGGGGCCGCAGGCGCAGCAGGAGGGGGAGCGGGGACCACUGCAGGGGCGGCGGGAGCAGCAGCGGGGGGAGAUGUAGACGCUUCUUCUAGCCACUUCGACCCACAAUCCGACCUGAGUGACACGGAGAAGAGGCGUGAACUGGUGAAGGCGAUUCUAGAGGACCCGAACUCGAAGGUGGCCAAGGAGGUGACGCGCAACAACGUGUUCCGCGAGCACAUGCCCACGUUUGGGUUCGUGCAGUUCGCGAGUUACCGCAUGAGCGAGAGCAAGUUCGCCGUGGUGGGGCUGGCGUCCCGCGUGCUCAAGACGUCCCGCGAGCUGGGCAGGUGCCUGUGGAAGGAGAAGCACGGCGGCCAUAGAGUGACGGGGCAGCUCGUGGCCUACUAUCUCGGGGACGACCAUAACAAGCGGUACAAAGCGGUGGUGCUGGUAUGCGAGCUAGACAUCGAUCAAGCAUCCACACCCCUCUUUCCACUCUUCCCCCCCACCCUUCUCUUUUCCCCUUCCCCACACUGCACAGCCUACUACCCAGGCGACGACCACAACAAGCGGUACGAGGCGGUGGUGCUGGUGUGCGAGCUGGAGGAGUCCACAGCCCAGGACUUUGGCGGCAUCCUGGUGGUGACAGUGGACAAGGAGGACAUCGUCUCCUACAUCGAGGACCAGGGCCAGUUCCCCUCCGCCAACCCCGCCGCGCCCUACCCCCACCGCCUCACCUACUGCUCGCCGCCGCUCGCCACCAAGCUCAUCCCCAUGCGGGUGUACGAGUGGAUCGAGUACCAUCUGCACGUGGGGGUGGACCGGGUCGUGCUGUACGACGCAGGGGCGCUAGAUCCGGAGAUCAUGGGGCUGAUAGAGGGGUUUGUGGAGGGCGGGUACGUGCAGAUCGUUGACAUGCGGCGCGUGGAGCAGUUUGAUGUAUGGGAGUCCGGGAGGCUGCUGGCGAUGAAUGACUGUGUGCACCAGCACGCGUUCACCUCGCAGUGGGUGUUUUUCGCCGAGAUGAGUGAGUACUUUUCUUCCAGGUCUGGGGAGGAUAUGGCGGCGGUGCUGAGCCGGUUUGAGGGGCGGCCUUAUGUGUCGUUUGGGAGCAGAUGGUGGUCCCUUGAGAAGUGCGUUCAGGUGGAGGGCGCAGGGGGAGGGGUUGGGAGGGCAGCAGCAGCAGCAGCCACAGCCCAGCCGCCCCCAGCAGUCUCACCCGUGUGGGCGGUGGAGCGAAUGCGCUUCCACUGGCCGCAGCUGUUCUGCACCAACAAGGACGAGUACCCGCGUGCUGAGAUGUGUCUGGGUGAAUUCGGCUACCGCCGCGUGGCUGUGGACCCACGGCAGGUGAUGACUGUCCUCGUGCACCGCACCAGCGUGCCCGAGAUGGGCGGCGACGACUUGGACGCUAGUGAGGCGCGGUUCAACCGGUACCCGCUGCUGACGGAGGAGACGAGGAAGGCGUGCCAAAGGGAGGUGCGGCCGGGGGAGGUGGUGGAGUGGUGGGUGCGGGACGCUGAGGUGGCGGAGAUUGCGGAGAAGGCGAGGAAGAGCCCUAAGGGGCGGCCGCGGGUUGCGUCUGAGUUGUCUUCGUCUCGGAGAUGA